AUGCUAAACCGGUUAAAACUGGAGAUCAGAACAAUAGGCAGCAUAAGAAUUAGAAAUCAAAAGGCAAGAAGUGGGAUAACAAGACAAGUGAAGGCACUAAAACUCCCUGCAAGCACUGUGGUUAACUAUGCUACUCAAGUGGAAGCUGCACAAACUAUGUUCUAUGCUAGCAAUGCAAUUGGUGCUGGCAUAACAAGGGAUGAAGAAGUUUGGUAUUUGGACAGUGGGUGUAGUAAUCACAUGACAGGAAAAGAGGAUCUGCUGGUGGAUAUUGACAUAAAUGUGACUGCAAAGGUUGAAAUGGGAACUGGACAGCGUGUAGAAGUGACUGGCAAAGGCACACUUGUGGUUGAAACCAAAGUAGGCAAGAGAUAUAUCAAAGAAAUAAUGCUGGUACCUGGACUGAAAGAGAACUUGCUUAGUGUGGGUCAGAUGAUAGAGCAUGGCUACUAUUUGGUAUUUGGAAAUCACAAGGUGGAAAUCUACAAUGACAGCUCUCUCUCAAAUCUGGUUGCAAAGGUACAAAUGAGAGGUAAUAGAAGUUUUCCCAUGAAACUGCAGGCUGAAAUGCACUUAGCUUAUAAAGCAAGUGUAGAUCAUUCUACUGAACUUUGGCAUAGAAGGUUUGGACAUCUCAACAUGAGAAGUCUGAAAUUGUUGAAAGAACAAGAUAUGGUAGUAGGACUGCCAGAAAUUAAAGGGAUUAAAGAGGUGUGUGAGGGGUGUGUUCUAGGCAAGCAGUGUAGAGAAGCAUUUCCAAGAGAGGCUACCACUAGAGCACUAACUCCACUAGAACUCAUUCACAGUGACAUCUGUGGUCCUAUGCAGACAGUUACCAAAGCUGGAAAUCGGUUCUUUCUCACUUUCAUAGACGAUUGCACAAGGAUGUGUUGGGUCUAUUUCUUAAGACACAAGUCUGAAGCUCUAACUGUGUUUAAGAAAUUCAAAGCCACUGUGGAAUUGCAAAGUGGUUAUAAACUGAAAAAGUUGAGAAGUGAUAGAGGGGGAGAAUACACUUCAGUGGAGUUUGACAGUUUCUGUGAAGAUUGUCCAACUAAAGCCUUGAGCAAAAAGACACCAUUCGAAGCCUAUAGUGGAAGGAAACCAGGGGUUAAGCAUCUAAAGGUAUUUGGCUCACUAUGUUAUGCUCAUGUACCAAAACAACAAAGACAGAAAUUAGAUCUUGCAAGCAAGAGGUGUAUCUUCCUGGGUAUGGCAGCUGAUUGGAAUGCAAAGAAGGAAACUGGUGUGAACAUUCAGCUCACUGGAAUCCGAGAAGAAGAACAAGGAGAAGAAGGGAGUUCUUGUGAAUUUGAAGAACAAUUGGAAGUGAAUGAGGUGCCUAGCUUAAACACUAGAAACAGUGAUCAAGAAAGGGUCACAGGUCCGCAGGAUGUUGAUCAUACUCCUCUCAAAUACAAGAGCAUUGCAGAAAUUUAUGAAAAAUGCAAUAUGUGCAUUAUAGAACCAGAAAGUUUUGAAGAGGCAGCAAAGGAUGACUCUUGGAAGAAAGCAAUGGAAGAUGAAAUCACUAUGAUUGAAAAGAACAAUACAUGGGAACUUGUGGAUAGACCAUUUGAUAAACCAAUCAUUGGAGUCAAAUGGGUCUAUAAGACUAAACUGAACCUAAAUGGAUCUAUGCAAAAUAAUAAGGUUCGGCUGGUUGCAAAGGGUUAUUCGCAGAAGCCUGGAAUAGACUUCAAUGAGACCUUUGCACCAGUGGCUCAGCUUGACACUAUGACAGCUUUGGUAGCAUUAGCUGCAUAG
This is a messenger RNA of Prunus armeniaca (apricot), 1767 nucleotides long. The record is from the annotation of a GenBank genome assembly. NCBI's taxonomy places the organism in Eukaryota, Viridiplantae, Streptophyta, Magnoliopsida, Rosales, Rosaceae.